CCACAUCUGCAUCGUACACGACAGUCAGGACUAACGUGCGCACUGACGUCUCUCCGGAGCGCUAAACGUUCAUGGGAAAAAGCGAAAUUUCUCUUCCAAAGCAGUGAAGUAACACGGUUGGAACCUUGCUGCACAAAUGAAGGGGAAAGAUUUUGACAAUAUGCAUUGCCUCCGCGACUCCAGCGAGUGCCUGAGAGAGCAGAUGCAGUACAUGAUGCGCUCCCUCCAGGACCUCAAAAACCUGCGGAGAACCUGCAUUGACACCCCGCGGCGCCCUCUCUCCCAAAUCACCAACCUCCAGUUACCAGCUCUGGCUCGCCACUCCGCACUGGCCCGAGCGUGUCAACAAAGAGCCAUACAGCGAGAACAGCGCGCCCAGUUCCGUAUGUCCGACGCCAGCUCCAGCACGUACGACUCCGCGUGCUGCUUGGCUAGUGCGCUGGAAGAAGAAGACGAGGUUGAAGACGCAAGCAGGCUCAGGUUAAGCUUGGAUCUGAGCACGCCCAGUAGCGAUCGCAGUUUGGACUUGGAUUCCGGUUAUUCGGAAUCGUCUUGGCAAGAGGACACCGUCGUGCUUAGACGAACCAGAAACGUACGUGUGUCUUCUUCCGCUUGCCUGCGCACCAACAGAGCACCUAGUGGUCGGAUAAGGCCAAAAUCAGCUUCCGAUUGCUUGGAAAGUUGGUUUGGUCUCACCGAAGACUGGACGAACUCUUUACUCACGCGGGGGCGCAACAGGCAGCCGCUAGUCUUGGGGGAUAACAGUUUCGCGGACUUGAUUGAAAACUGGAUGGAAUUGCCGGAGUGCCCAGAAUCUGCAGAGGCCAAGCAGGCUCCGAGAAGGACUGGCAAAGGGUUUUUCGUCAACAUGAAGAGGAAGUUGGCGGGGUUUUCAAAAAGCGUGGAGGAUAGGGUGAAAAUAAGGCCACAUGAUGAAGGAGCAAAAGCCAACAGAGCGGCCAAUGCCAACAAACGCAUGUCGUGUCCAGUUGUGCCGAUCCAAAGUAAAACACCUUUUUUCCAUCAGUCUCUGUCAGGCAUUAAUGAACUGGACACUGGUUUCUACCACUUUGCUGGUUUGAUGAAGUCUGGGAAUCGGCAGCCCAUCGUAUGCAAGGACAUUAUUGGCUACGUUUGACUGAAUCUCACUCAAAUAUACUGGACAAUGCAUAGAGUCACUUUAUUUUUUAUACCAUGUUCCUCACACAUCAUAUUUUAUUACUAUUAUGCAGUUAUGCAGUUAUUGUCAAUAAACACUAUUUA
Molecule: messenger RNA, 1263 nt
Organism: Boleophthalmus pectinirostris (great blue-spotted mudskipper)
Lineage: Eukaryota; Metazoa; Chordata; Actinopteri; Gobiiformes; Gobiidae
Product: PAK4-inhibitor inka1-like
Exons: 3
Coding region: 137-1138 (333 amino acids)
Cellular component (GO): nucleus
Molecular function (GO): protein serine/threonine kinase inhibitor activity; protein kinase binding
Source: RefSeq, a predicted model, not a curated record